AUGUCGACCGGGCGCGUUGGCACGGCGCAGCUCGCGAGCCUCCAGGGCGACUCGGCGCACAUCCGCAACAUCUGCAUCAUUGCGCACGUCGACCACGGCAAGACGACGCUCAGCGACAGCCUCGUCUCCUCCAACGGGAUCAUCUCGGACCGCUUGGCCGGCAAGAUUCGGUACCUCGACAACACGGAAGAAGAGCAGCUCCGCGGGAUCACGAUGAAGUCGAGCGCGAUCUCGCUGCUGUACGAAGGCCCGUUGACGCCGGCCGAGAAAGCCCAGCGCGGUGGCUCGGACGACGACACGGUCCCGUACCUGAUCAACCUCGUCGACUCGCCGGGCCACGUCGACUUUCGCGUCUGCGCCCAGACCCACGCCGUCCUGCGGCAGGCGUGGCAAGAAGGCAUCCGUCCGUGCCUCGUCCUCAACAAGCUCGACCGCCUCAUUUACGAGCUCCAGUUUACGCCGCUCGAAGCGUACCAGCACAUUUGCCGCAUCGUCGAGCAAGCCAACGUGAUCAUUAGCUCCAUGAUCCGCGCCGACCUCCUCGACGAGCAAAGCGAGAUGGACAUGAGCGACCUCGUCGACGACGACGGCGACGAGACCGAAGCCCGCGAGCGCCGCUGGAUGUUUUCGCCGGCGCGCGGCAACGUGCUCUUUGCGAGCGCGUACGACGGGUGGGCCGUUGGCAUCGGGUACUUUGCCGCGUACUACGCCAAGAAAUUCGAGAUGCCGCAAGGGCCGUGGCGCCAAGGCCUCUGGGGCGAGUUCUACUUUCACGGCAAGACCAAGAAGAUCCGGUCGACGCCGUGGACGUCCAACAGCCAGCCCAUGUUUGUGACCUUCGUGCUCGAGCCGCUCUGGGCCGUCUACAAGGCCAUGGAAGAGCCGACCGAGCACAACCCGGACGCACUCCCGCCAUUGCGCCAGCUCACCAAGAACCUCCGCGUGGCCAAGGUCGUGAGCGACCGCGAGCUGCUGCAGAAGGACCGGCGCCUCGCGCUGCAGUGCGUCAUGCGCAAGUGGCUGCCGCUGGCGACGUCCGUGCUCAAGAUGGUGACGCGCAUGCUGCCGUCGCCCGUGACGGCGCAAAAGAGCCGCGCCGAGCACCUCUGCGUCGUGAACCCGGCGUUCCCGGACCAGCUCCGGACCUUGAACGCGAUUCAAGCGUGCGCCGUCGACGAUGACGCGCCGGUCGUCGUGUACAUUUGCAAGAUGCUCUCGGUCGAGGCGACCAACCUCUCGGACUAUGCGACCAACGCGACGCUCCGGGCCAUGUACCCGAUCAAGGAGGUCGGUCCAAGUAUCAAUGUAUCAGACAACCGCGGCGCCGAGGCGUAUGUCGCCGUCGCGCGCGUCUUCUCGGGAACGUUCCGUCCGAAUGCGCCCAUGUUUGUGCUCGGGCCCAAGUACAACGGCGAGGGCAUUGGCAGCAGCCACGUGACGGCGCUGCCGCCCAUGGCGCUCGGCCUCUACAUGGUCAUGGGCAGCGACUUUGUCCGCGUCGAGCACGUGGCCGCCGGCAACAUUGUGGGCAUCCUCGGCCUCCACGAGCACGUGCUCAAGACAGCAACGCUCUCGAGCACGCUCGCGUGUCCGUCCCUCGCGCGCAUGCCGUACCAGGCCAAGCCGAUCGUGCGCGUGGCGGUCGAGCCCGCGGACCCGCGCCACUUUGCCGAGCUCGAAGCAGGUCUGCAGCGCCUCUACCGCUCCGACCCGACGGUCGAAGUCCACGUCCAGGAGACGGGCGAGCACGUGAUUGUGGCGCUCGGCGAGCUCCACCUCGAGCGCUGCGUCAAAGACCUCACCGAGCGCUUCGCCAAGGUCCCUCUGCACGUGUCGGAGCCGCUCGUGGGCUUUCGCGAGACGAUCGUCGCCAACGAGACGGGGGGCACGGCCUUGCUGAGCACGAUCUUCAAGGACCUCAAGCUGGCCGAGAUGACGACCAGCACGACGGCCGACGGCAAGCACAAGACGCUCGUGUGUCCGACGCCGGACGGCCAAGUCGCCGUGCACUUGCGCGCGGUGCCGCUGCCACCGGCAGUCGUCGACGUGCUUGAGGCCCACGCGGAAGACUGGAAGCGCUUCCACAGCACCGACGACGAUGCGGACGUCGCCACGUACGUCCGACAUUCUUCACAUGAUAAACUAAGAGCGAGGAGGCUGCGGACCGAGGUGCGGACGGAGCUCCAAGCUGUCCUCGCGGCCUGCGACGACGCCUUUUGGAAGACGAUGGACCUCGACCGUCUCUGGAGCUGUGGUCCUCGCCGGGUGGGUCCGAACCUCUUGAUCAACAACGUGCCCGACUGGUCAUCGCCCUCGACCAUCUGGGUGCUGAACCGCGGGCUCGUGACCGACGAGCGCAUGAAGCUCGAGUCGUCGCUCGUCUCGGGCUUUCAGCUGGCGACGGCCGCCGGCCCGCUCUGCGACGAGCCUGUGUGGGGCGUCGCGUUCGUCGUCGACGACAUUGUGCUGACGCCGGUGGACGCGGACGCGGAGGCCGUCUACGGCCCGCUGAGCGGCCAAGUCAUCUCGAGCAUCAAGUCGGGUUGCCGCAGCGCCUUCUUGCACGCGCCCGUGCGCCUCGUCGAAGCCAUGUACAAGUGCACGGUGCAGUGUCAAUCGGAGCAGCUCGGCAAGCUCUACAGUGUGUUUGCCAAGCGCCGGGCGCGCGUCGUCGGCGAAGAGCUCGCGGACGGCAGCGCGCUCUUCAGCGUCGAGGCGUAUCUGCCGGUCGUCGAGAGCUUUGGCUUUGCGACCGAGCUCCUCAAGAACACGAGCGGGAACGCGAGCAACCCGCAGCUGCUCUUUGACCACUGGGCCGUCAUGCCCGACGACCCGUUCUUCCAGCCGACGACGGACGAGGAGCGCGAAGACUUUGGCGAGGCGAUCGCAGAGCACAACGCGGUGCGGAAGCUCCUCGAGGGCGUCCGGAAGCGCAAGGGUCUCUCGCGCGAAGAGAAGAUCGUCGUCCACGCCGAGAAGCAGCGCACGCUCGGCCGCAACAAGUAG
This is a messenger RNA of Saprolegnia parasitica CBS 223.65, 3006 nucleotides long. RefSeq lists its product as hypothetical. Bases 1 to 3006 code for a protein of 1001 amino acids. The transcript has 13 exons. Gene Ontology annotation, molecular function: GTP binding; ribosome binding; GTPase activity. NCBI's taxonomy places the organism in Eukaryota, Oomycota, Saprolegniomycetes, Saprolegniales, Saprolegniaceae. Gene Ontology annotation, biological process: cytosolic ribosome assembly. Gene Ontology annotation, cellular component: ribonucleoprotein complex; cytosol. The record is from RefSeq and is a predicted model, not a curated record.